Molecule: messenger RNA, 339 nt
Organism: Penicillium manginii
Lineage: Eukaryota; Fungi; Ascomycota; Eurotiomycetes; Eurotiales; Aspergillaceae
Exons: 2
Coding region: 1-339 (112 amino acids)
Source: RefSeq, a predicted model, not a curated record
AUGAACAAAUUACACGCACAUAUCGCUCGUGUGAACACGAUUCACAACGAGGGCCGAGCAGAGAAGGGGGGAAACGGAGAGAUUCUCUCUGGACAAAGGCUACAAAACACCUUUCGCAUUCGAGGCAGCGAUAUAGAGAGAAUUAAGGAGCGUCGUCAUAACACAAAGCGCGACCGCAAGGUCCGAUUCGAAGGGGUUCCAGAAAAUGGAUCUGUCAACGGCUCUUUGCCCUGUUGUCCGGAAACCCUUGCUAGUGAUGUGAGAAUUCUAGCUCGACGGAUUGGAACCCUAAAAAGGGAGGUGGAGAAGAUCAAACAAAUGCUGGAGAAUGUGCAGUGA